CGAAGCAUGAUAGGAGGAGACUGACAAGGACACAAAAGAACAAAAGCAGAAAAGGACAAUGGUGACACAUUAAAUGCAGAGAGAGAGAGAGAGAGUGAGUUACUAAAAAUGGGAGUAAAUUGCAUGGGCAUUGGGCGAUGGAUGGACGACAGUAGCUAUGGGCUAUGGGUAUUGGGUUGUCGUUGGGGAAGAGAGAAAAUAGCAUACCAUGCACUUAACGCCACCCAUCAUUCCAUCGUAAUUUAGAAUUGAGAUUAGAGAAAAGAAGGCAAAAGGGUAUGAAUGAAUGAAUCAUUGAUGAUUGUUGAUUGUUAAUUGAGGUGAGUUGAGUUGAGGGAUGUUCGAAGGAGCAAGUAGUGUCUGUGUUCUUCAUCGGAAACGAAUCAACGAAAAACAGAGGCCAAUCCAACACCGUCGCUCUGUCUCCCUCCCUAACAAUUCCACCCCCAAACCUCAACACGAGGAAUCUGAAUCAGAUAUUGAAGUAUCUGAUGUUAGUGGUUCUGAAGGGGAUGAUGCAUCUUGGAUCUCCUGGUUUUGCAAUUUGAGAGGAAAUGAAUUCUUUUGCCAAGUUGAUGAUGAUUUCGUACAAGAUGAUUUCAACCUCUGUGGAUUAAGUAGUCAAGUGCCUCACUAUGAUUAUGCAUUUGAUUUAAUUUUGGAUGUUCAGUCCUCCCAUAGUGACAUGUUCACAGAGGAACAAAAUGAGUUAAUUGAAUCUGCAGCAGAGAUACUUUAUGGUCUAAUUCAUGCUAGGUACAUAUUGACAAGCAAAGGAAUGGCUGCAAUGUUGGACAAGUACAAGAACUAUGAUUUUGGCAGAUGUCCAAGUGCUUAUUGCUCUGGACAACCCUGCCUUCCAGUCGGUCAAUCAGAUAUUCCUAAGUCAAGUACUGUAAAAAUAUAUUGCCCUAGGUGUGAAGACAUUUACUACCCACGGUCCAAGUAUCAAGACAUUGAUGGAGCUUAUUUUGGAGCUACAUUUCCUCACCUCUUUCUGAUGACUUAUGGGAAUCUGAAGCCACAAAAGUCAUCACAGAAAUAUGUGCCUAGAGUUUUUGGCUUCAAAGUUCACAAGCCCUGAAGCAGGAGGGUAUUUCAAGCUUUCAUCAAAGUAAAAGAAUCUGAGAAUUCCUUGUGUAGUUUCGUCUUUGUUUUAUUUCAUUAAAAUUCAGUGGUUUUCAGUUUCUGGAAUCAGUUCAAUGUAAGA
Molecule: messenger RNA, 1210 nt
Organism: Abrus precatorius (Indian licorice)
Lineage: Eukaryota; Viridiplantae; Streptophyta; Magnoliopsida; Fabales; Fabaceae
Product: casein kinase II subunit beta-1-like
Exons: 5
Coding region: 338-1084 (248 amino acids)
Cellular component (GO): protein kinase CK2 complex; cytoplasm
Molecular function (GO): protein kinase regulator activity
Source: RefSeq, a predicted model, not a curated record